GAUGGUUCUUUCGCUUAAAAAGUGCUCUAACAGUGAAUGCAUGGAAUUAAAUGUCUAUAUUUUUGUAAAUCUAUGCUGUUAAUGAUGAAUAACUUGAGUUAGUCUGAUUUUAUAAAAACAUGUUUUACCCUGUAAGAUAUAGUCAGACUUUCUAUCAUCACGACUGGCUCAUAAAGCUGCAGCAUAGAAAGCCAACAUGAUUACACACCCUUUAACUGGUUUUAUUGUUCAGCUAAACAGAUUAAGACUGAUCAGCUAAUUACGAGCUGGCAGGCUGAGUGGUUCAUGAUGCGUAGUUAGCCACUGAGGUCCAAUAAUCAAUCUUCAGAAGGGGUUACACUGCUGGUGGUCUUUAAGGCUCAUCUCUACAAAGAAACAUGAAACAUCAUCUACGGCUGAAAGUGCAACAUUACAACCAGUUUCUGUUCAUGAAAAACUUUUUCAGUUUCUAUUGUAUUCAUAGUUUUUAUUUGAUUUGGAUUUGUUUAUAAAUGUGCUUAGAAAUAAAUGUUUCUUGUCUUUACGCGUCACACACCUACCAGAGCAUCAAAAACCGAUCAAUUAGGUCUCUCCCCCCACCACCCCUCUCUCUAUUCCAUAAACUGAUCAUUAUCCGCCCACCUCAGCUCUGAUUUGACAAAAGUCUUGUCACGAUAAACCUCACCCAUUCAGCCUAUAUAAGACCCGGAACGUGUUCCCAGAGUCAAAUAAAAUAAAAAAAACUGACCUGAAAAGCUGCGUUUUCUUCCCGUGCGUAAAACCAAAAACAGUGCCAAGACGAUCCCAAACAUGGAGAGGUCGGUCAGAUUCGCCGUGGUGUGUGUCGGAGUGUCCCUGCUCAUCUCCUGUCAGUCCGUCGAAGCCUGGUACAAGCAGUCCACCGGGCCCAGCUACUACUCGGUGGGUCGCGCCUCGGGUCUGCUGUCCGGGAUGAGGAGGUCUCCGUACGUCCGCAGAGCCGAGAGCGAAGAGACGGUGACGGAGAGCGGGGAGGUGGCGGGUAACAACGUCAUCUCAGAGGCGAACAGGCAAAUAUCCAUCCUUAAAAACAUGGCCAUCUGCCUGAAAGACAUCUCUCCAAACUUGAAGAGCUGCGAGCUGGUGCAGGACGGGUCGGGCACCUUCCAGUGUAAGGCGGACGUCUUCAUCACUCUGGACUCACUGGACUGCCUGUCCGCGUGAGAAGCGCUCGCGGACGCGUCUCGUCAUCCCCCCAAAACCGAGGAGAGCCUCUCUGGAAAAGCGUGAAAUAAAACCAAACAAAUGGGAGGAUGGUGGGCCAGUGGAAAACCUGCUGAUUGUUAAUGACGGACCGCUGCGGAUUCUGAAUGUUUUCUCCUUAAAACAAAUAAAUGUUCCUUUUUGUUUUGGUUGAGUAGACAGCAGUGUAAAAAAAAAAA
Molecule: messenger RNA, 1400 nt
Organism: Austrofundulus limnaeus
Lineage: Eukaryota; Metazoa; Chordata; Actinopteri; Cyprinodontiformes; Rivulidae
Gene: npb
Product: neuropeptide B
Exons: 2
Coding region: 790-1182 (130 amino acids)
Biological process (GO): G protein-coupled receptor signaling pathway; feeding behavior
Molecular function (GO): G protein-coupled receptor binding
Source: RefSeq, a predicted model, not a curated record